Molecule: messenger RNA, 3912 nt
Organism: Stegodyphus dumicola
Lineage: Eukaryota; Metazoa; Arthropoda; Arachnida; Araneae; Eresidae
Product: ninjurin-2-like
Biological process (GO): cell adhesion; tissue regeneration
Cellular component (GO): membrane
Source: RefSeq, a predicted model, not a curated record
UCGACAGGUGGCUCCUCGCCGCCUCUCUUUCCUCCUGCUGAAUAUGCCGGACGACGAUGAACACGGAAUUCAAUCUGCAUGGUGAGCGAGAAGUGGAACAACUCGAAGUCCGGCUGAGUGGUAGCAGGACGCGGUUGUAUUUGAAAACUGUUGAGAGUUCGCGAUGUGCUUUUAUAGGCCCGAAUAUAAUCUCCACUAUUUUAGUUAAAUUUGUGAAUGUAUGUAAUGAUUGCAGCUUGAACUAUUUUAAAAUAAAAGCGUGCGAAACGGUUUGCAGUUCCUCAUCUAUGAAAAUGGGAAAUGAUUUCUGUGCAGCCACGGAACUCUAGAAUCAGUGGAAACCCACAAAGUGAGCAUUAAUGUAUUUUAUCGAAUUUAGUUUAUUCGCUUUUUUACGAAAAAGGUGGAAAAUAUUUUUAAUUUCCUAAUAUAAACGUAAAUAUUUGUUCAUACUUUCCAGGAAAUAAUAUUUUGCUUGGAAGCUAAACAAAAAGCAAAAUAUUCUGUUUAUUAUUAGCAUGAAAGACUAUUCUCAGUUGUUUGUUUAUGAAAAAGUGGCACCGCAAGCGAACAUACUUUAAAUUCAUAAAUAUGCAAUAGACGUUUUCUUUCCACCCGUAAGAAGAAACCAUCUUGUACUCACAUUUGAAGGUAUCCUGUUUAUGGGUUCAGUCGAUUCCAGUUCCAGCAAAAACAUAGCUAUUAAUAUCGUUCGUAGCGCAUUUCUGCCAACCAUUCAGGAUAAUUGAAACUCCAUUCAUGAACGAAUAUUACAUAAAAUUGAAUAAUCACCAUCAACUUAAAAUUCACUAAAAUGAUGAAUUUUUAUAUUCAUUAGCAUUAAUUAUGGAGGACUAUUUUCCUUAUAUGAGUGAGUUAUGUUAAUUGGGAUUGAAACAUUAAGCGUAUAACUUUAUUAUGGAACAUUGCCGAAAUUCGAAGGUUUCUCUUACUAAUGUACUAAAAAUAGCUGAUUUCAAAGAUGAAUUUAGCAAUUGCCUUUUUUUAAAGUCGGUGAACAUGUCAUGAAUGAAUGUAGUUAAUUCAAUAGUUUCAAUCCUUUCGUGUCCGGAUUUUUUCAAGAGCAUUAUGAUGAAUAGAAAAACUUUAAUCAUAAAAAGCAUAUCUUAUUUGCCUGCCAUAUGAGCUUCUCUACGGAUACAGUGGUCAGCGAAAGACCAUACCAGGACGUCAUAGCCAUCAAUGACAUUUCCGACUUGUUGGAGUUGGAAGCGAUCAGAAGGAGAAGACACGCCGCAGAAAAUGAAAAGUACAACCAUCAUGGAUGGAUUGAAGAUUUGGCAAACGAUAGAAAUCCGCAUCGCACUUCAAAUUUGUUCAAUAAUCACUGGGCUCCUGGCGGAGAGCCUGCAGCUAAAGGGUCACAAACCGGCGUUCUGGAUGCUAAUGUAUACGCCACGAAGAAAACCAUAGCACAAGGCUUGCUAGAUGUGGCCCUGCUAACAGCAAAUGCAUCGCAACUCAAAUACUUAUUGCAAGUUGGAAAAGAGCACGAAUUUUAUUACGUUAUGAUGACUCUAAUAAGCCUUUCCAUUAUUUUACAGAUGUGCCUGGGAUCUGUCCUCAUCCUCAAGGGCCAUUGUGACAUCAAUGAAGCUUCCCAGCAAGCCAGAGCAGAAAAACUCAACGACGCAGCUGUUUGGAUUGUUUUUGCAUCAACUGUAGUCCAUGCUUUCCUUUCUGUGUUCCACAUCAACCCCCCAGAGCAGCUACCUUUCAGCGCCUACUAUCUUAAUAGCACAAGUCCAACCACGAUAAAUCCAACAGAAGACUAUGAUACAGAAUCAUAGCACAUCUUGUAGCAAUCAAGAGUAUACAUCGAGCCAAACUAAUUUGCUACAAAUUAUUUAAGUAUAUGUGAGCUAAUUCAUUGUUCACAAUUCAUGAAUGGAUAGUUUCAAAGAUGUUAUUGAAUUAAUCCGAAGUGUCAUGCAACCGUAAUUGAUUUGCUCGAAGCAUAACAUUAAUCAACAAAGUGCAUUGAUCCAGAGGUGUUCAUUCGUAACAAAAAUGAUCCAAGAUAUUGUGCUGUGAUAUCACGAAGCAUUUUGAUUGUAAGCGUAAGAUGUUAUUACAAAAUUCAUUUUACCUACCUGAUUACAGGGGUAAACUUGAUAUAAAAUAACAAGCAUUACGUUGUACAGGGUUCAUUACAACCUAAUGGUGAAUUUUUCAUAUUGUUUUUGUAAAAUAUCCUACGAAAUUAUUAAGGGCUGAAAAUAUUAAGAUCUAGUCAACUAAUUUAAGCAAAAACUCUUAAAAUAACGGUUUAAUUAAGAUCAUGGAAUGCCCUCUCAUGUCUGUUUUAGAAUAAAAGUCGAACUCUUACAUAAGUGUGAUGGAAUCCGUUUCAUUCCGUGUAACUCAUAAGUGUGGUGGAAUCCGUAUAAUGUUGAUUAAUUCACUUUUUUCUCACAAAUAUCAGUGAAAAAUUUUGAAAUUAUCAGUCAAUGAACUAUCAAUACGAUGUAUGCAGACAUAUGAAUAGUAGACAUUAUAUGAUUAGUGGCUGAUCAUUAAACAUCCAAUCCAAAACAUUUCUCGAUAAGUUCGAUAAGAAAUUUAACUACGAGAACUAAGUCUGUUUAUCUUCAUCACUUGACAGUUUUAGUGCCAUAUAUUACUUGAGCUACAAAAGCUUUAAUUUAAGAAAUCUAAUUAAGAUCUUAUAUAACAAUAGGGUUCAAAUGGUAUACAAAUUCUACCAUGCGAUAUAAUUUGACGUCGUGAAUCACCAUCAAAAUAUAUUACGCAAAUUUCGACGCUGAAACAUUUAUUCAAAACUAUAAUUGAUAAUUAUGAUUGAUAUGGUGGACUAACUGUAUUUGUUUGUGAAAUUUAUUGUUGGAUAAAAACUAUCAUUCUUAUAUCAUUAUUCUUAGAUCAACAAAACAUGGAUUUUUGUUAUGAUUAAAAUUAUGAUCUUUUCCUUUUUAAAAAAUGCAUAUUUUAUAAGUAGAUAAUACGAUAUUUCUGCCAAAUACUGAAUAAUUGAAUGAACAAUUAAUAACUAAUGAGAACAAUGACGCACAAAUCUUAACAAAUAGUUAAAAAUUAUUAUUUUAUGGAAGGUUUGUGUAAACUAAAAACUCCUAUGAACAUUCAGAUCUUCUAACACAAAGUUAUAUUACAUUUCUUGAUAUUAAAAAGAUUUUUUAUUGCUGAUUGUAUACUUUGUUUACCCAUUUUCGUCUUGAAGGUGGUAGUUCACCUUUUGUAAAACUUAUAUUGCAUAGAUACUUACGCAUUAUCGCAACCAUCUUGGCGCAGUUUGGCGAAUUUUAAGGAAGAACAAUUACUUUUAUUGUAAAAAAUUAUAUAUUACAUACAUAUUCUACAUUUCAACUAUAUAUUUAUCCCAAAAUACAAUCCGUAAACCUAGUUACAAACGGAUUUUUGUUUUUGUAGUAAACGAAAUUUCGCAGCGAUCGCCUUGAAAAAGAAUUCGAAGCAUAGUUCCUUUAGAAAUUUUGACAAUAACAUAUUCCUGCAGAAAUUUCACCUGUGUCUCUCCUAUUAUAGGAAAAUCAUACAAGCACAAAUUUUAAAAUCGAGUAUAAGACAAAAAUAAUUAUAACUUUUCUAUAAGGAGCCGUUGAAACUCGGAACACAACAAAAACAACGCAUACGAAAUUGGCGACGUUGGAAAAAAAAUAUUUGUCAUGCGCAUGGUUACCUGCGUAAUUAUUAUGUGAGUAAUUACCAGACUUUCAUAUAUUCUGAAGAUUUGGCAAUUUCUAAUAAAGGUUGGUUGCGAUAAUACGUAAGUACCGUUUCAUGUUACAGGUGUUGGUUCAUCAUGGGAUUCAGUUGCACAAUUUUAUUUCAGUAUUAUCCAAAACUGUUCAUAUAUUAAAAUCUUUUGAAUUUUAAAUAAAGUUUGAAUAACGA